Messenger RNA from Ochlerotatus camptorhynchus, 1060 nucleotides. RefSeq lists its product as uncharacterized. NCBI's taxonomy places the organism in Eukaryota, Metazoa, Arthropoda, Insecta, Diptera, Culicidae. The record is from RefSeq and is a predicted model, not a curated record. The transcript is spliced from 3 exons. Bases 42 to 674 code for a protein of 210 amino acids.
UUUUGUUUGCCCUCACAGAUAGUUUAUCAUAUUCAUCAAUAAUGAACGAAUAUUUAUGGGAAUUUGCCCAAAAAAUACCCAGCGAUAAUCAGUUCCAAGUCGUGUUAAAGUCCGCGUUGUUACAAACAGCUUCCGCUGGCGCAGAUGUUGGGAAGACGAACGAUAAGUGGAUGUGCCGCAAGUGUAAAACGUUGUGGAUGCAUGGUUACUUCCACGUAGACGAGAUCAAAAGUACCAAUCGAUACGAUAAGCUGCUGGAAAAAUACCGGAACAAAGCCGUCCGAACGAAGAAACAACAGUCACAUUUUGAUUAUUUGAUGAGCCGUAAGCGUGUAACCGCGAAAUACACCUGUAAGCUUUGCUCGUACAAAACCCGCAUCACCACAGCCAAUAAGAAUCCCACGAUUUCGGAAUCGAAAAAGGAAGAAGCUGUUCCAUCGGCGGUCAACAGCAAGAAAAAGAAACGCAACCGUGAUGUAAAUGCGGGGCUUAACAUACCUUUCGCGAAAAGCAGUCCUCAGAUUGCUGCGAAAAAAAGUUCGAAGGCAUCUUUUAACUCGAAGGAGCCCAAUCAUCUGAACGCUUUGGCCAUCAUGUUGAAGAAGAGCUCGGAAGGGAUGUCAUCUGCGGGGUCUUUGAAGCCCCAAGACCGAUUGAAAUUGUUUCUUCAAUAAGAUUAAUAUUUAAUGAAUAAUAAUCUAAAACAAUUAAAGUGAUCACUGAUGAAUCAUACUUUUCAUUGAGUAAGUUUAGAGGAUCAGGAUAGUAUAGUGUAGGUACCUAACCAAUAGCACAAUGUUCAACGUAACAGUAGAAUGCGUGAUUGUAACAAUAUAUUUUUUUUCAAUAGCGCUUAGGGUAACUUGAGUAUCAUAGAAGUUUUCUUUUUUCAGAGAGAUGACAGCAUCAAUUUCCUAUAUCAUGCUUCCUUACGGUUUAAGAUGACAGCUGGUCGAUAUCUUCUGCGGGAUGUUCAGUUCAAUGGAAUUUGCUCUUUGACGAUCUAAAAUGGUAAGUUUUGUAUUACUGAUAUGUUUCUUUAAAUAAAGGCAAAAAUGUA